UAUCAGUUGGCAGCCGUGCUCUUCGUAAGUUCGUAUUUCGUACGUCGGACGAAAUCGACGAGCUGUGUUGCUCAACUUAAUGUAAGAUUUGUCAUCUACGAGGAAUUCAUAUUAAAUACACUUAAUUUUCUAUAAAGACUACAUUAUUUCUUUAUUGACUGUAUCGUGUGUUUAUUAGAAUAAACGUAAACAGUGUUUACAAAAGUGUUUUGUGAAAAAUUGUGUUAAAAGUUUAGUGUGAACUUUAGUUUGUAAAAGAUGAAUAUUAUAUCAAGAACACCGAAAACAACGCCUAUAACGGAUGACUAUGAUAUCUCUAACACCGUCCUCGGCCUUGGCAUUAACGGAAAAGUAGUAGAAUGCAAGGAAAAGAGAACAGGCAUGAGGCGAGCGUUGAAGGUGUUGCACGACAGUUCAAAAGCAAGACGUGAGGUGGAACUUCACUGGCGGGCCAGUGGCUGUGUUCAUAUAGUCGAGAUAAUUGACGUCUACGACAACACGUACGGUGGCAAACGAUGCUUGCUAGUAGUAAUGGAGUGCAUGGAUGGAGGGGAGCUCUUCCAGAGGAUCCAGGAUAACAGGGAGGGCGCUUUCACCGAGAGACAGGCGGCUGAGAUAAUGCAUUCAAUAUGCGUAGCAGUACGUCACCUCCACGAUUCAAACAUCGCUCACAGGGAUAUAAAGCCUGAGAACCUUCUGUACACUAGUAUGGAACCGAACGCCAUUUUGAAAUUGACAGACUUCGGUUUUGCAAAAGAAACUCUGACUCCAGCUGACACAUUACAAACGCCGUGCUAUACACCGUACUACGUUGCUCCUGAGGUUCUAGGACCAGAGAAAUAUGACAAAUCCUGUGAUAUCUGGUCAUUAGGUGUUGUCAUGUACAUUCUACUGUGUGGGUUCCCGCCGUUUUAUUCCAAUCACGGUCUUGCCAUUUCGCCUGGGAUGAAAAAGCGUAUUCGACUAGGUCAAUAUGACUUUCCAGAACCAGAAUGGUCUAACGUUUCAACCGAAGCAAAGAACCUAAUCCGUGGAAUGCUUUCCGUUGACCCAGCCAAACGUCUCACUAUACACCAGGUGAUGGCCAGCCCGUGGGUGCGGCAGUACGCGCAGGUGCCGCAGACGCCGCUGUACACCCACACGCUGCUGCGGGACGCGGGCGAGGCGUGGGCCGACGUGCAGGACGAGAUGACGCGCUCGCUCGCCACCAUGCGCGUGGACUACGACCAGGUACAAAUCAAGACACUCGAACAAAGCAACAACUCGCUACUAAACAAGAGACGAAACAAAGUAGGUGCCUGAGAUACGGAGUAGUACUUAUGAAUAAUAUCACAAAUUCUGACCAGAAAAAUAUCAGUAUCGAUUUAAUAUAUACAAAAUUAAAACAAAUUUAAUAUUGUAGUUUCAAAACACUUAAAAUUUUC
This is a messenger RNA of Melitaea cinxia (Glanville fritillary), 1424 nucleotides long. It is a transcript of the gene MAPk-Ak2, whose product is annotated as MAP kinase-activated protein kinase 2. The transcript is spliced from 8 exons. Bases 259 to 1302 code for a protein of 347 amino acids. Gene Ontology annotation, cellular component: cytoplasm; nucleus. Gene Ontology annotation, molecular function: calmodulin binding; calcium/calmodulin-dependent protein kinase activity; mitogen-activated protein kinase binding. NCBI's taxonomy places the organism in Eukaryota, Metazoa, Arthropoda, Insecta, Lepidoptera, Nymphalidae. Gene Ontology annotation, biological process: intracellular signal transduction; protein autophosphorylation; peptidyl-serine phosphorylation. The record is from RefSeq and is a predicted model, not a curated record.